CGGCCAACCCUAUCCCUAGCUCUCUCUCUCUCUCUCUCUGUGGCCAAAACCCCAUGCCUAGUUCUGCAGAUUUAUUUUUACCUCAACGUUCUCUAACCUUCUCUUUCCUCUCCCCAAACCCUAGAAUUUUAACCGUUAUCCUGCCAUGCGAACUCGAAAGUUUCUUUGAAAUUUUCAUUUGAGUUGCUUUCGAUUAACCCAGGCAAGUUUGAGCAGCUGGCGCACACUUCCAGUAUUCUGGCACCUGUUCCCUCGUUGAUUAGCGCGCAAUUUUCCGGAUUAUAGUUGCCUUUGUAGUUCAGCGAUCUAGCCCUGCUUGGAGUGCAUAUGAUUGUUCUGCUACCCAUCUCAGUCAAGUCUUUCCCCAGUUUCUGAUACAUUUGCUCGCUUCCUUCUAGUAAACCAGUGACACCCCUAUGGCUGAAGUUGAUCAAAAUUUAAGUGAACCUGAUGCUGAGCAACCAACCGAGAAUUCAGAGCAUGAGCAAAGAGAGGGGCACGUUGAGGAGCCAUUUGCUGGAAGUGGUGAGAAGAAAUGGCCUGGAUGGCCUGGGGAGAGUGUCUUCCGGAUGUUGGUUCCUGCCCAGAAGGUUGGUGGUAUAAUUGGACGCAAAGGAGAGUUCAUCAAAAAAAUUGUAGAGGAGACUCGAGCUCGCAUUAAAAUUCUUGAUGGUCCUCCAGGGACUUCAGAAAGGGCUGUAAUGGUUUCUGCUAGGGAGGAACCUGAUUCAUCUCUUCCUCCAGCCGUGGAUGGCUUAUUGAGAGUUCAUAAACGGGUUAUUGAUGGUUUAGAGAUUGAUUCUUCCCAUGCUCCUUUAGGUGUUGGUGGGAAGGUCUCAACAAGGCUACUAGUAGCAGCAUCUCAAGCAGGAAGUUUAAUUGGGAAACAAGGAGGAACAGUUAAAUCUAUCCAAGAAGAAUCCAAUUGUAUUGUUAGAGUUCUUGGAACAGAGGACCUGCCUCUGUUUGCUCUUCAAGAUGAUAGGGUUGUUGAAGUAGUAGGGGAUCCUACUGGGGUGCUUAAAGCAGUAGAGCUAAUUGCCUCCCAUCUGAGGAAGUUUCUUGUUGACCGCAGUGUAAUUCCUAUAUUUGAAAUGAAUAUGCAAAUGGCAAAUCCUCAUCCCAUGGAGCACCUCCCACCUCACCAAUCAUGGGCUUCACCUCCAAAUGUUAGUGGAGGUCCUGGUUUCGGACCUACUCAGCAAUACAUGCCACCUCCAGGACAACUUGAUAAUUUUUAUCCACCAGCUGAGUUGCCGCCUUCAGUGGACAAACAGUCUCAUCAUGGUAUAUCUGCUUAUGGAAGAGAUGCUCCCAUAGGCAUCCGUGCAUCUUCAAACACCCAAUCUGCAGCUUCCAUGGUCACGCAGAUCACCCAGCAAAUGCAAAUUCCUCUGUCUUAUGCUGAUGCUGUUAUUGGGACUGCUGGGGCAAGUAUAAGCUACAUCCGACGAAUCAGCGGGGCUACUGUUUCUAUACAAGAAACUAGGGGUGUUCCUGGGGAGAUGACUGUUGAAAUCAGUGGAACAGCUUCUCAGGUCCAGACUGCUCAGCAGUUGAUACAGAACUUUAUGGCUGAUGCCGCUCCAUCGCAGCCACAGGCUGGCGGGCCUGCGACCGACCAAGCUUUCAAUUCUUACACCGCUGCUCCUCCGGCUUCGGCUCAUGCUUCUGUCUAUGCAUCUUCACCGUCUAACCCAGGACAUGCCGGCGGCUAUGGCUCAGGGUAUGGCGCAAACUAUGGGUUCUAAACGGGGCCGUACAAUCAUCCGUUAGCUUCAUGUGAAAUGGCAUUUGAUGGAUUAUUUUAAUUAUUAUGAUAAUAAAAGCAGACAUUUAGUCCUCUUAAAUUUCAUGGUAUUAUGAAUUUGUAAAGUAUAUUUUUAAUUUUGUAAUCUUAAUAUUACUAGUCUUAUUGACGUGAAAUGUUGAUAUUAUAAUUUUAAAUGUUACUUCUGUCAGCAUUUAAAAUU
Molecule: messenger RNA, 1973 nt
Organism: Neltuma alba
Lineage: Eukaryota; Viridiplantae; Streptophyta; Magnoliopsida; Fabales; Fabaceae
Product: flowering locus K homology domain
Exons: 7
Coding region: 417-1751 (444 amino acids)
Molecular function (GO): RNA binding
Source: RefSeq, a predicted model, not a curated record